UGACAUCAUCCUCCCUUUAAAAAAAAAAAAGGCUCUGAUGGGGAACGGUUAAAAGUAGGCUAGUCCAGUCCCCCGUAUUACAUUGUCCUGUGCCAAUGAAGCAUGGUUAGUAUCAGCCCCCAGAGAGCUUUGGGGAGUGCAGGGAAAAGGGUGUCUAAACUUUCCUAACUCGUCCUCAUCCUGAAGCAUUUUCUCUUAGAUUGUGUUGUUUUUAAAAGAAAGGCUUCUGUAGGGGUGAAGAGGAUGGGGAGAAUGGUAGAAAUCGUGGGGAAAUGAUUGUAUUUAUUAGCUGUCUUUCUGCGGCUGUCCCCAUGGAGACAAUUUGUGAUGGCAAAGAAUGCAAGGAGGGGAGGCUGAUGCCUGAUUGGGAUGCUUUGUAUUUGGCAAAGUGGCUUCUGAUUGGCCUGGGAGAGCCCCGAACUCGCCGGAGUCGAUAUUCAUUCAGCUUGCUCAAGUGCUUGCUAAACUGCAUCCAAACACUGGCGGGCCCUGGCUGCCUCCGCCGAGGUUGGCGGUGUGUAACCUGCCUAACGAGAUUAGCAGGGAAGGGGCUCUUCUCUGCAGCGACGCAGCCGCCAGCACCGGUGAGAAAAGCUGCCGCGCGCCGGGUUUGCCAAGGUUUGUCCAAAGGCGGAUUAUAAACUUUUCAUGAGAAACUCUGCACGGUGCAUCCAGUGAAAUGGCAUCAGACAGUGAGGUAAAAACCCUACUGAACUUCGUCAACCUGGCCUCCAGCGACAUCAAAGCGGCUCUGGAUAAAUCAGCUCCUUGUCGCCGGUCAGUUGACCACAGAAAAUACUUACAGAAGCAGCUCAAGCGGUUUUCUCAGAAGUACUCACGGAUGCCACGGUGUCACCCCAGCAAACCCCCUGAGUGUGGCUGGCGCAGGGGGGCAGAGGAUCGGGGCCGUGGCCCCCAGCCCGAGGCACCUGACCCCAGCCCCCAUGGUGGGGCUGCCGCCGAGAAGGUGAUGCAGACAACCGAGGCAGAGGAGAGCCUCACUGGGGAACGGGUUUUGCAGGAGCAAAAACCUGAGGCUGUCCGGCCGGACCAGGUGCCCAUGAGGAAGCGACAGCUCCCUGCCUCCUUCUGGGAAGAACCACGGCCAGCUCAGAGCCUGACGGCCAGGGCCUUUCCUGCCAGUCCUGAGGGGCUCCCAGCCCCCAGAGACCUUCCUCCCUAUGAGGGGAAGAAAAGCAAAUGGAGCCCAGAUGCUGCUAGCCCAGAGAGCCCUCCUGACCCUGCACCACAUGCCGGGGAGAAGGACCCUGCCGGGGUCCUCUCAGGCCGGGUGGGUGCCUGGACCUGCUGCCCUUUCCCUUGCCCCGGGACAGGGGUGUACCAGCCCCCGGGAGCGCUGCUCCCAUCGCCCUUCCCAGGGCUGGGACUGUGGAGGAAGAGUGCAGCCACACUGCCGGCGGAGGUGCCACACUUCUGCAAGGAGGCCGAUGGCACGGGGCAAAAACUCUACAGGCCCAUGGUUCUGAAACCCAUCCCCACCAAGCCUGCCAUUCCCCCACCCAUCUUCAAUGUUUUUGGCUAUCUUUAGCGGGGCGGUGUCAGAGUCAUGCUGAACACAACAGCUCCUGAGGGUGAAUUGAAACGCCCGGUCAGCCACCAGGCAUGAGCUGCUGGCAGCGUGGAGCGGCAAGGGAAGGAGACCAGUGAUCACACCCUCUUCCUCGUGAGCGGGCUGGGGGGGAAUUAGUAACUGUUGGGAAGCUACUUGGGCCUCCACUCUCCUCUCAGUACGCGGGUGUAAAUCGGGAAUAAACCUUAUGAAGCCGGUGGCAUGGAGCAUGAGGCAAACCAGGGCUCUUUCAUGGAUGGGCAUUGUCUGAGGCGCGGUGAGCGGGGCUGCAGGCCAUUCAUAGCUGCACUUGUAACACCUAGGAGACCUCCUCCAUGUGGGAACAUCUUUCUGGGGCUGCCCUGCAGCAGCAGCAGUGAAAUGACAUGAAUUAAACCCAUUCAAAAAGUUUUUGUACUUUAAAGUAAUUCUGGAGAAGUCAAGAUAUUCAGGUUGCUUGGUUUUGCAUGCAGGAGACUU
Pseudopipra pipra is the source of this 2050-nucleotide messenger RNA. RefSeq names its product family with sequence similarity 181 member A (gene FAM181A). The record is from RefSeq and is a predicted model, not a curated record. The coding region runs from base 680 to 1549 and encodes 289 amino acids. NCBI's taxonomy places the organism in Eukaryota, Metazoa, Chordata, Aves, Passeriformes, Pipridae. The transcript has 2 exons.